Messenger RNA from Aspergillus clavatus NRRL 1, 1122 nucleotides. RefSeq lists its product as uncharacterized. Gene Ontology annotation, molecular function: nucleotide binding. The transcript is spliced from 3 exons. Bases 1 to 1122 code for a protein of 373 amino acids. Lineage: Eukaryota; Fungi; Ascomycota; Eurotiomycetes; Eurotiales; Aspergillaceae. The record is from RefSeq and is a predicted model, not a curated record.
AUGUCACCUAUUCGUGUAGGUCUCAUUGGCCUUUCAGGCGCGACCGACUACGAGGGCACUUCCUGGGCCUCCAGUGCCCAUCUUCCAUUCCUUCAGCGCUCCGAACACUUUACCCUCGCGGCCUUGCUCAAUACUUCGGUUGAUUCAGGCAAGGCUGCGAUCAAAAAAUAUGGAUUGCCGGCGGAUAUCAAAACAUACGGCAAUUCACAAGAUCUCGCCAAUGAUCCCGACAUUGACCUGGUGGUAUGCGUCGUCCGUGUAGAUAGACACCUGCAGACCGUGCGGGCCAGCCUCGAGGCGGGAAAGACGGUCUUUGUGGAAUGGCCGCUCGACAAGAAUCUGGAAGUGGCCAGAGAAAUGGUCGACCUGGCAGCGGCGCACCAAGUAAAGACACUCGUCGGUAUUCAGGCGUCUUUUUCGCCUGUCAUCCGCAAGAUGCGUGAACUUGUCGACCAAGGCACCAUUGGACGAGUCUUAUCGAGUACAUUGCUCGGGUCUUGUGGUAAUGAGCUCACCUCUGAGAGCAAGAAUGUGCGAUACUUCUUGGACAGAACAGUGGGAGGAAGUCCGAUGAGCAUCCAUACAGGCCAUACUCUCGAAGCCGUAGCUACGGUUUUGGGUGAGUUCAAGAAGUUUUCGAGCAGCUGUGCGAUUAGUCGUCCGGCGCUCGACAUUGUGGACUACAGCAACGGCCAGGUCGUCGAAAAGGCAGUUCGGAAUACAGUCCCUGAUCAGAUUUUGAUGCACGGCACUGUGGAAAAGUCCGAUGCCUUUGUGACUAUAAGCCUGCAUGCCGGCAAAGAGAUCCCAGGUCUUCCCCGGUUGGACUGGCGCAUCCAGGGCGACAAAGGCUGGCUCCGAUUGACAUCGGCCAUCCUGUUUCAGAACGUCGGCAGUCCAGAGACCAAGCUGGAGCUAGUGAAACUUGAUGGAAGCGUAGAGGAGAUCUCUGUGGAAGCGGAUGAAUGGGACAGUCUGCCGAUUCCGGCUCAGAAUAUCGCUCGACUGUACGAAGCCUACCGCAGGGAUGAGUGGUAUCCUUCGUUUGCCUGGGCUCUUCGGCGACAUGAGUUGCUUGAUGGGAUGUGGAAGCGAUUCGACGAGGGCGGACAGCUUGCAUGA